Messenger RNA from Silurus meridionalis, 3573 nucleotides. RefSeq names its product pre-B-cell leukemia homeobox 3b (gene pbx3b). The transcript is spliced from 12 exons. NCBI's taxonomy places the organism in Eukaryota, Metazoa, Chordata, Actinopteri, Siluriformes, Siluridae. The record is from RefSeq and is a predicted model, not a curated record. Gene Ontology annotation, cellular component: nucleus. The coding region runs from base 960 to 2360 and encodes 466 amino acids. Gene Ontology annotation, biological process: neuron development; animal organ morphogenesis; eye development. Gene Ontology annotation, molecular function: DNA-binding transcription factor activity, RNA polymerase II-specific; RNA polymerase II cis-regulatory region sequence-specific DNA binding.
GUGAGGUCAUUUUGAUAGCACGGGAGUUCUAUCGCGGGAGUGGGACUUCAUUGUUUUUUUUUUGGGUUUUUUUAUGUUCUUGAUCAUUAUCAUCACUGGUCUGAUUUAGUGGCAUCUCGCAUUUUGUUUUGGGUUUCUGGCGAGAAGUGACAAGAAAACCAAACCCCUCCCCGGAAGGCGGAGCGUGGCUUUGAGUCGAUUUUUUGUGUGUCAUAUUUUUUGUGUGCUCAGCCUUCAGCUCUGAACCGUCCACACUGAGAGAAUACACAUUGGCACAUUGUCAAUCGCUCACUACCGCUGCCAUCAACCAACAUUAAGCACACACAGCCCAAGCGCGCGCCUCAUCAAUUUCAGCAAGCAACUCUUUUUUUUGCGCAUCGCUUUAUUGUGCGUAAUGAUUUUGUUUUAAUUGCUUUCCCGUUUUCUAUCCACUCCUCACUUAAUAUAACAAACAAAGAACACUUUUUAUGUUUUACCAUAAUCUUUUACUUGCUACAUUUUUACAAUUAUCAUUACCGGUACUAAUAAUUAAUUAUCGGUUUAGAAGGUAUUUUUUUUAAAACAAGCAACAUUUGGACUAUUUUUUUUACAUGUUUAUGUCUAUUUAUUUUAAACUAUUUGUUCAUUCACUUCUACUAUCUUACCUGCUAACCGUCAGACUAAAUUAGUAGUUUUCUCUCACUCUUUUUAUACCUCUGAUGGUGGUGCGGUCUGAUCAGGUUUUCGUGAAGUUAAAAAGAGAAAAUGUGAAGUAGACUGCUAAAAAAAUAAUCCCCGAGGAGCUUCAGACAGAAAGUGAUUUUGGCAUGCGGGUUCGGACUGUAUUCCAGCAUCUAUCGCUGUCACCCGAAUCCUGAAGUUUAAAUAAUAAUCUGAAAUCCCAGCACUGACUUUUACCGAGAGGAACUGUACAGCGCGGAAUUGUAAACGAAGCCCAUUGAUUGUGUUGCGGUGAACUGAUGGACGAGCAAGCCCGAAUUAUGCAGACUCUCGGCGGUGUCACUCUGGCUGGCCACACGGUACAGGGGGGCAUGGCAGUUCCGCCUCCACAUGGACACGAUGGCUCCGACGGGAAGCAAGACAUCGGCGACAUUCUCCAUCAAAUCAUGACCAUUACAGACCAAAGUCUGGACGAGGCGCAGGCAAAAAAACAUGGCCUGAACUGCCACAGGAUGAAGCCUGCCCUCUUCAGUGUACUCUGCGAGAUCAAGGAGAAAACAGGUCUGAGUAUUCGAGGAGCACAAGAGGAGGACCCUCCUGAUCCUCAGCUCAUGCGUCUGGACAAUAUGCUGCUGGCAGAGGGGGUGGCUGGCCCGGAGAAAGGUAGUGGAUCAGCUGCUGUGGCAGCAGCUGCAACAGCAUCGGGAAGCCCUCCUGAUAAUUCCAUUGAACACUCAGACUACCGAGCCAAACUCUCACAGAUCAGACAAAUCUACCACACGGAACUGGAGAAAUACGAACAGGCAUGUAACGAAUUCACAACCCAUGUGAUGAACCUGUUGCGGGAGCAGUCACGUACAAGGCCUAUCUCACCCAAAGAGAUUGAGCGAAUGGUCAGCAUCAUUCAUCGCAAGUUCAGUUCCAUCCAGAUGCAGCUCAAACAAAGCACCUGUGAAGCUGUCAUGAUCCUGAGGUCUCGCUUCCUUGAUGCCAGACGAAAAAGACGUAAUUUCAGCAAGCAGGCCACAGAGAUUUUGAAUGAAUACUUCUACUCCCACCUCAGCAACCCCUACCCCAGUGAAGAAGCAAAAGAAGAACUGGCUAAAAAGUGCAGCAUUACUGUAUCCCAGGGGGUGGGAAGCACCAUCACAGUGGCACAGGUAUCUAACUGGUUUGGUAACAAGAGGAUUCGUUACAAGAAGAACAUUGGCAAGUUCCAGGAGGAGGCCAAUCUGUAUGCUGCCAAGACUGCUGUGAACGCAGCACAUGCUGUGGCUGCUGCUGUGCAGAACAGUCAGACAAACUCCCCCACGACACCCAAUUCUGGAUUCCAGAUGAAAGAUGAAGAAUUUAACCUGGAUUCUGCAGACAACAAAAACACUCUUUUAACCAGCAUGUUUACUGGUUCGUCAGGUUCUUUUAACCUCCCAAACUCGGGGAACAUGUUCAUGAGCAUGCAGAAUCCGAAUGGUGAUUCUUACCAAGGGGCACAAGUCGGAGCCAAUGUGCAGUCACAGGUGGAUACCCUGCGCCAUGUUAUCAGUCAGACAGCAGGAUACAAUGAUGAUCUGGGGGGUAACUCCAUGUACAGUCCACGUGGCUUGGAUGCUAAUGGGGUAUGGCAAGAUGCUAUGACCCCAUCUUCUGUGAUCUCCCCUACAGAAGGUCCUGGUAGUGUGCACUCUGAUACCUCGAACUGAUCUCUACAUGGACAUACUGACCAAUCAGAGACUAAUUCAUCAGACAUCACAACUACCAUCUUCACAAAUUCAUUCAGCAGAACAAAUCUUUAAAUCUUUUACAUCUUUUAGGGAUUGAAUAUUCUGCUCUCAACAGACUAUGUCUGUACAUUAUUUUACUAAUAAUUGCUAAUACAUUCUCAGAUGUUUUGUUAAUUACAAACAUAUUUUUUAUUAUUUUCUGUGAAUGUGUGUAGAUAUACUUCAUUUCUCCUUUAUGUUUAGACAUUUAGAACAUAAAGGCAGUUAAUCUAAUAAAUUCCAGUAAAGUAGAUGAUUAAUUUAUUCAGAAAAUAAUGCAAGUUAUAGAUUUUUUUUCAUUAUAUUAGUUUCACAUUCUAUGGGAUAUAAAUUUUUGUAUGACACAAAAUAAAGUCUUACAAUUCAGCCAGUAUGUAUAAGAACUCUAUUUUGAUAUGCCUCUGUUUGGAGACAUAAUGAAAAACAUUCCUGUGUAUAAUAUAACUUAAAAGUGUUUAUACAUUUCACAAAUCAAUACAUGGCUUCAUUACCUCAUAUUGAUGGAAUUGACAGAAUACCAACAUUACUACAUUUCUUAAGCUUAGAGUUCUCUCACUGACUACCUCUCAACAAAAUCAACAUUAUUUGAUCUGUUCCAUUGUAAUUUUUAUAUAAUGGUAUGUGGGUGCAUCUUUUAAUUCACCCCUUUCAUGUAAUUUAAUGUACAUUUUAAUCUUUUAAGAAAAAACUUUGCUUUCUUGCGACAUAAAAAAAUAUUAAGACAAUAAAACAAAAUAAUACCAUAGAGAGUGAGAGAAUUUUAGGGGAGGGUAUAGUAGAGGAAUAUGGAAAUGAAAAUAAAUAGUUGAACUGCUGUAAGUUAUAAAACCACUUCGAAUGUUAUUCAUCCAGUGACUAAUUUACUUUAAAUAAAAUAAUUAAAUAAUUAAUGUAAUGCAUACAUGGUCCAGUUAAAACUGUACAAUUCAGGUCCUGUAUUACAGGACCCUCUGACUUACAUUUUCUUUUUUGUAUUGUAUGUGAAUUCUGAAAUGGAUUUAAAAGAUCAUGAACAUUUAUUUGUGGCAGUGAUUAUAAUGUAUUACUGAUGUUUUGUGUUCCUUUUAACCAGACUACAGCUUGGACUGAACAGUCUUCCUUGUGGUAGUAAUGUGUGAUUCCAAACAUGAAUAAACAUUAUCUCCUUUCAUAA